CGGAAGUGGACCGCUGAUCCCGGUUCGGACUCGAUCUCGAUCGACUUCAGCGUCAGGACGGGAUCCAGCAUCGGGAGCGGAGGAUGGACAUGGACACGAACCCCCCGGAACCGGGACCGCGGACCCCCCUCCCUCCGGACACGAACCGAACCGUCCUCUGGUUCACUCGGCCUCAUCCGGACCGAACUCUGCACCGGGAGGGGUCCGGUCCAGGCUCGAUUCGUUUGGACCGGAUGUGGAGCGUGAGGAGCGACAAAGUAGCAGAGUCCGGGCCGAACCAGAGACACCAGAGCCGGACUGAGAACACUGGAGGCUCCGCUGCCCUUAAAUCUACUGAAUUCUGAAUGGAGUUUGGUUGAGGCUCCACAGGGACAAUAGAGAUGAGUUACAUAUCAGCUGUUGAUCAGUGUUGACCAUCAUUCCGUCUGAUUGACCAUUGGUUGAUUGAUUGAUCAAUCAGCUGAUUAGUGAUUGACAGACCUGCUGUCUCCACCUUCUUUGAUGUCUGUUGUUGUUGUUGAACGUCUCUGUGCUGGGUUUGAUUAUCUUUCCUGAUGCCUCCAUCGUCUGCUCUGGUCUGUUUUAAAGAUGGGGUCCGGAGACGUCUGCAGCGUCAGCGUGAAAGCGGAGCCGGACGGAGACGUGGAGAUCCAGUCGUACCCGGUCCUGAAGAACCUCCAGGUUCGACUGACAGACGUCUCCUCCUGGCUGGGGGGGCGGGACUUCCUGUGUCUGGACGACCUCCCUCUGCCGUGGGACCUGAGCCAGCAGAGCGCCGGCCCCGGCAGGAAGAUGGUCUACUGCCCCCAGUGUAGGAAGGGCUUCUACAAGCCGUCUCACCUGGAGGCUCACCUGUGGACCCACAGAGGGCAGAAACCCAACGAGUGCUGGCGCUGCGGGAAGACGUACCCGACCCUGAUGAGCCUGGUCAUCCACCAGCAGAUCCACGACCGCAGCGAGCCCUACCGCUGCUCCUACUGCGACAAGACCUUCGCCCUGAAGAGGGACUGGAAAACCCACCACCGGACCCACUCCGGCACCAAACCCUUCAAGUGCUGGUUCUGUGGGGACGGCUUCAGCCUGCAGGACGAGCUCUCCCAGCACCUGCAAGUCCACAGCGGAGAGAAGUGCUACCGCUGCACCGUGUGCGGGAAGAUGUUUGUGUCCUACCAGGGCUUCAACUUCCACCGCAAGUCGCACAAGAACCCGAAGCCGCUGCCGUGCCCCAAGUGCCCCAAGACCUUCAGCAACCCCCAGAGCCUGAAACAGCACCAGGUGACCCACUCCCCCCGGAAACCGCACCAGUGUCCCACCUGUGGGAAAGCCUUCAAGCUGCUGAGCGGCAUGCGUAGCCACCAGCGGACUCACGAGGACCUGAGGGCCUACCGCUGCUCCGAGUGCGGGAAGUGUUUCUCCAGCCUGCAGGGCCUCAAGCUGCACAACCGCACCCACACCGGCCUGAAGCCCUACCGCUGCCCCGAGUGCGGGAAGAGGUUCACCCAGUCGCCUCACCUCAAGUCGCACAUGGUGACCCACACCGGGGAGAGACCGUUCCUCUGCACCACCUGCGGGAAGAGGUUCACGCAGUCGUCCCACCUCAGGUCCCACAUCACGCUGUUCCACGUGGGCGAAAAGCCGUUCAGCUGCGACGACUGCGGCAAGAGCUUCACCAUCGCUCACUACCUGAAGAUGCAUCGUCUGAGCCACACCAAGGAGAAGCGCUACCACUGCUCCUACUGCCACAAGUCCUUCUCAUACCACAACUCGUGGAGGGCCCACGAGAGGAUCCACACGGGCGAGCGGCCCUUCGGCUGCCGGGACUGUGGCCGGAGCUUCAUCACGUCGGGUUCGCUGCUGAGCCACCAGAGAACCAAACACACGGGAGAGAAGAGCCACUACUGCUUCACCUGCGGCGAGUUCUUCUUCACCAGCUCGCUGCUCCGCAUCCACCAGCUCGACCACACCGGCGAGCGGCCGCACGCCUGCAGCUGCGGCAAAACCUUCAAGACCAAAGGAGUCCUGCGCUACCACCUGAAGAGGUUCACCCAGCACCGCGGGGCGGCGCCCGACUGAGGGGGGCGGGGCCUGGGGGCGGAGCCUGGGGUGCAGACGGCUGUGACCGUUAUCUGAAUGACCACCAACAACUUCUUCUUCUGCAGCUUUAGUGUCAGACAGCGCCACCUUUCGUUCGUGUCAUUAGAGCGAUGCAUCCUCGCCACAGGGCGGCCAUCUUGGUUCAGCGCUGCUCGACAGUUCUGUGUCUGCACAGUUAAACAGCUGGUUCACAGGGUUUGUUCGUUACAAACGUCAGACAUGAUGGAUACAGACACAGAGAGUGAAAGGUGUUCAGAUAAUGUAUUAAGACGUUAUCCUCCUCAAAAAACUGUCUUUGGGAAAAGUUCAAACUGAGAAAAGUAGCCAGAGAUAAAGAUUUGUCUACAACAAAAAUAAUUCCACCACUGAUAAUUAUGAGGUGGACGCUGCUUGUUUCACCUCAGACUGAUGUUGUGUUUGUCCUGUCGGGUUCACUCUAUAUUAUCCCUUAUACUUGCAUCAUAUUUAUUAUUAAAAUGACAUGCCAUUAUUUUAGGAAGGUAGUGAUUUGUAUCUCGGUGGGAAAACCCACAUUUUUAAAAAGCCGCCUGUAUCGUAGCUACAUGUGUGACGUUUUCAACAAAUCAAACCGUUUGGAAAUCGGUGCUAAAGUCUGAAAAUAUUUGUCCUUUAAGUUUGUGGAGAAGCUCUUUCCAUCCGUAGUUUCAUGCACCGCUGCCCCUGGACCAAGAUUGCGGCGCGUUAGGCUCCUCCCCUCGCCCCUCAAUGCGGCGUCUACGUUUAUGUGUCUAUGAGACCAACCUCUGCUCGGCCGCCAUGUUCAAUCCAACAUCUACAAAAUAAAAGCUGUUCAGUCAUCCUGUUUCACAAUAAAAGCCAGAGUCUGAUGUGUUCA
This is a messenger RNA of Mugil cephalus (flathead mullet), 2950 nucleotides long. RefSeq names its product zinc finger protein 664-like. Bases 589 to 2073 code for a protein of 494 amino acids. The record is from RefSeq and is a predicted model, not a curated record. Lineage: Eukaryota; Metazoa; Chordata; Actinopteri; Mugiliformes; Mugilidae. The transcript is spliced from 3 exons.